This is a messenger RNA of Sinocyclocheilus grahami, 1900 nucleotides long. RefSeq names its product casein kinase II subunit beta. The record is from RefSeq and is a predicted model, not a curated record. The coding region runs from base 372 to 1019 and encodes 215 amino acids. Gene Ontology annotation, molecular function: protein kinase regulator activity. Lineage: Eukaryota; Metazoa; Chordata; Actinopteri; Cypriniformes; Cyprinidae. Gene Ontology annotation, cellular component: cytoplasm; protein kinase CK2 complex. The transcript is spliced from 7 exons.
UAUCUAGUAGCUUCGAUAUGUGCGCAGUUUUGGGGUAUUUCUGGGAACGCGUUGUUAAUUGUAUGUGUUAGGACUCUCUCCAGUCGACGUAUUUCAGACACUCGGCGAGUUUGCUGCGGCCUACCGUUACGUUUAAGCGUUAGCUAGCAGCGGCGGCAUGCUAAACUCAUCUUUCGUUAGCUGAACUACAAAAUGGGCGUCUAUCAAGAUACAAACGAGUCUUUUUAACGUGCCAGUGGUUUUAGAUUUUGCCCGCCUCGCAUGUGCGCAGUUGUCCAUUUGUGUUUCAUUGACUGGGUUAUAAGGCAAGCAGCCGGCUGUGUUCGCGUGCGGCAGGCUAGUCAGCUGUUUACGCGAAAACAUUUCCCAACAUGAGUAGCUCCGAGGAAGUGUCGUGGAUUUCUUGGUUUUGUGGUCUACGGGGAAACGAGUUCUUCUGUGAGGUAGAUGAGGACUACAUUCAGGACAAGUUCAAUCUUACAGGACUCAAUGAGCAAGUUCCCCAUUACAGACAAGCCCUGGACAUGAUCCUGGAUCUGGAACCUGAUGAGGAGCUGGAGGACAACCCUAACCAGAGUGACCUGAUUGAGCAGGCUGCUGAGAUGCUGUAUGGACUGAUCCAUGCGCGCUAUAUCCUCACUAACCGUGGCAUUGCCCAGAUGCUGGAGAAGUACCAGCAGGGAGAUUUUGGCUAUUGUCCUCGUGUUUACUGUGAGAAUCAGCCAAUGCUGCCUAUUGGGCUCUCUGAUAUUCCUGGUGAGGCCAUGGUGAAGCUCUACUGCCCUAAGUGUAUGGAUGUGUACACACCCAAGUCAUCCAGGCACCAUCACACCGAUGGAGCCUAUUUUGGCACUGGCUUCCCCCACAUGCUCUUCAUGGUGCAUCCCGAGUACCGGCCGAAGAGGCCCGCCAACCAGUUUGUGCCCAGGCUUUAUGGUUUCAAGAUUCACCCAAUGGCUUACCAGCUGCAGCUGCAGGCAGCCUCCAGCUUCAAGAGUCCCGUCAAAGCGAUCCGCUAAGAACCUGAGCAGGGUGGGGUGGGAUGGGGUGGGUUGUGUGUCCGUCGGCAUGGCCUCACUCUUCUCCAACAAUUUUAGAUUCGACCAAGACUAAAGUUUAAAUACGGAGAGAGCGAGACUAUAAAACACUCUGGGGAGAAACAAAAACCUUACCUCUGAAACACUGUACAGAAAACGGGGUGUUCCUUGUGAAAAUCAUUUCAGUUCUUAACCUCCACAUAGAAAAUAAAGUUACAAUUAAAGCUAGAUACCUGUAGGAUGGCUCCGCUCACUCUCUGGUCCUGUUUGUUUUAGUUCCCUAAGCUUAAGUAACGUUCGUGAAUUGACAUCUUAGUUCAUGACGUGACGUAUGGUUGAUCGAUUGUCAUUCAGUGCCCUCCUUUGUACAACCAGAUAUUUGGCUUACUUUAAAAUGUCUGUUGCAUGCAAAAGGCGGUAUAUUUUGGAUUUGUUUUAAGCUCAGAGUAAUAUAGCUGGGAUCGUCUGUGACUUUUCUUUGUUGACAGACUGCAAGCUUUCAGUGCAUGUAUUAGGAAAGACCAGAAAUGGGAAGACACAAACGCAAUCAGGAAGCUGUCUCCGUCUUAAUUAGACCAGUGUUUUGUUUUAAUCUUCAGUCGGAACGACACCAACCUGCUAAGUUCCUCCGGUGUCAAGAUUACUUCAGAGAGAUUUUACUAGAUUCACCACAGACAGGAUGUUUUUUUAUGUUUGGUAUGGGCCCAGGUUGUUCUUCUCUUGUUUAAAGUAUUUCUUCUGGUAGAGAGGUGUAAGAAUAGAAUAUAUAAAUCAGUUUGAAAGCAUCGGAAGGUUUUUUUCCCCCUUCUUUACAGCUGUUGAGGAACCAGGGUUCAGAAUUCACAAUAAAUGUCUUUUCCUAA